Messenger RNA from Populus trichocarpa (black cottonwood), 1343 nucleotides. RefSeq names its product phosphoglycerate mutase-like protein 1. The record is from RefSeq and is a predicted model, not a curated record. NCBI's taxonomy places the organism in Eukaryota, Viridiplantae, Streptophyta, Magnoliopsida, Malpighiales, Salicaceae. Gene Ontology annotation, molecular function: phosphatase activity. Bases 177 to 896 code for a protein of 239 amino acids. The transcript has 9 exons. Gene Ontology annotation, cellular component: cytoplasm.
GUCUUGGACUGGGUCUAUGAAAAGGAUUUCUGGCUUAAGAACUGCUCACUCCAAAACCAGAAGGAAAAAAAACCUGCAUAUCGAGGAUAAUAUCUGUGCUAGACCUCCUGCUGUCCUACGACAUCCAGGAUUGUGUUUAAUAUCAAUCCUCUUUUUUUUUCGAGUUUUAACCUGCCAUGGAUGCCAAUCCAGCUCUAUUUCUGUACCCACUAGAGCAUUCUAAAAUCCUCCAUCUGGUGAGGCAUGCACAAGGAAUCCACAACGUAGCAGGGGAGAAAGAUCAUAAUGCCCUGUUAUCUCCUGAAUAUUUUGAUGCCCAUCUGUCUCCUUUGGGCUGGCAACAGGCGGGCAAUCUUAGGAAGCAAAUUUAUGCAUCUGGACACCUUGAGAGGAUUGAUUUAGUCAUCACUUCUCCUUUGUGCAGGGCCCUGCAAACCGCCAUACAAGUCUUUGGUAGCGAAGGCCAGAUAAAUGGAUCAAAGGAGGCAAAUAUAGACAAUAGUGGGAUAUCAAGUCUCAAAUGCCCACCAAUUGUAGCAUCUGAACUUUGUCGAGAACGUUUGGGAGUUCAUCCAUGUGACAAGAGGAGAACCAUUAGCGAGAAUCGGUCUCGUUUUCCUACAAUUGAUUUUUCAUUGAUAGAAAGUGAUGAAGACAUCUUGUGGAAGACUGAUGCUAGGGAGACCGAUGAGGAAAUUGCAGCCAGGGGCUUGAAGUUUAUGAACUGGCUGUGGACACGGCCAGAGAAAGAAAUUGCAAUAGUUACUCACCAUAGAUUCUUGCAGCACACAUUGAAUGCUUUGGGAAAUGAUUUUCAUCCAUCAGUGAAAAACAAGAUGUGCAAAAAAUUCGAGAACUGUGAACUUCGUUCAAUGAUCAUUGCUGAUAAAGAAUAGGUAAGCAUGGUGUGUUUCGAAGAUAUUAAAAUACCUGUUCCUGUUCCUAUUCCAUGUGCUCCUCUUUUUCCCUGCGGCAUUAUUUCAAGGCAUGACCUCCCAAGUGAACCUGAAAAGGAUAAGCUUUCAGGAGGGGAUUGUUCAGUCAGUCAGCCUGUGUUAGAGUAUCAGAGAUGCUCCUCAAUGAUCUCCGUGUAUGAAAUGCUUGAUCGACGGGACUAGAAGAAUAUGCUCCUGUGCAUAUGUUAUUUGCAUAAAGUUUAUCCUGUAUAACAUAUCAAGUAUCGACAUAUGCUUGGUGGUUGUGUGGAUAUUUCUCUUUAUGGAUUUGGGGUGGAUCAUAUCUUGUUGAAGAGGGGGGUGGAUGGCAUUGGGCCUCUUGACCCCUCACUAGCUUGCUUGAAUUUUGGAUUUGUUAACUCUAAUCUAUUGUGCUGGGUUGCAACA